AUGGCGGUAGCAAAUGCGCGGAAUGGUCGAUAUGCUCGAGGUUUACAGAAUUUCCCUGCGGAAACCGUGACUGAACUGUCUCCAGAAGAAGGGACUGUCCUGGGGCAGUAUGGGCAGUUGCCAUACGGGAGCCCGGCGGAAUGGGCUCUGAUGCAUUCAAGAGAGAGGCUAGUCAAAUCCACAGAUCCAGAGACGUCGUCCAUACUCAGCGAAAAGCCACGGUCGUUGCGCCAGUCCCUUUCGAGAUCCAGGUCCAAGCGUUGGUCCAAAGGAGGCUUCCGAAGACCCCCACGACGGAGUUCUCUCGCACAUGUAGGGGAAAAUUUUGAAAAGCGAUCGCUUGAAAAGCCUUCAUUCGAAACUCGACCUUCUGUUUCGAAAGACGAGGUGGAGGUUUCAGCAGUCGAAGGCGUCAUGGAGCUGCCAGCAGAGACGUCUCCUAGACAAUCGCCAGGGCGAGAAGAGCCGCGCCCUGAUCCGAACCUCCACUCAUCGUCGGGAAUAUGGUCAGUGUACAUGAACAGGGAUUACUCGAGUAGUUUGUUUCCGGUGCGUGAGGAUGAACACGAGGGAUUCGACCCAUAUCGCCUCCGUGUACGAGGGACAAGCAUCACCACACAAACAGCAGGGACCAUGCCAGACCAACCGGUGCCGCCUCCGCCUCCAUGUGCCUAUCCACCUAAUCGUUUCCGUCUGUCAAGGAACGAUUCGUCUCUGCGAUUGUCAUCUCUGAGUCUUGAUACGGCAGACAGUUCUAUCCUGGAAGAUGGUAGGAGGACACCGAUGUUGAUUGACAGCAACUUCAACUCGCCAGCUUUGCCGCCAUGCCCGACCUUUGUACCGUACAGUGCCAAUGAUGUUGGCCGUCUGAACAGGAGCUUCUCUACGAAGAGUUCGCUACAGGGGUCGUUUGCGUUCCCGUCAGGAUCGGUGGAGUUGGAGGCCUAUAAAAUGGAACGGGAUAGAACGUCCCCUCGUCGAAGUUUGACUGCUCGAAGUCCGAGUCAUAGCAUGGAACGAAUUUGUCCGCCACCACGCAGGAGUGAAUCUUUGUCUUCCACUGCACCAAGGCGGGACCCACGAUUUGCAUCGCUGGGAAACACGCCUGUGUUGUAUCCAAGUCCCAACAAUAUUCCCGCUCAUUGGAACGGCAUCAACUACAACACUGCACUCCUGCCUCAUUUCAGCCAAAUAAGACGGCCUUCGGUACACCGUCACCCACCAAGGGAUUCCACUGAUUCUCUCUUUAGCAAUGCGGACAACCUGAUCAGUGUCCCGGAAAGUCCAAGUAGGCGAUCGAGCAAUGUCGUUGUGCACGAAACGCCGUUGUCCGCAGAUGGUCUUCCGCGACUCCCUCCUCCGUCUGCACUGAAGGGUGGAAAUGGCGCGCGCAAGGGCCAUCGGCGUCAGAACUGUGUCCGGAUUUCGAUCCACCCUCCAAUCACCUUUGGAGGCCCGGUUUUCUCCCCCAUGGUUGAAGAGCCGGAGGAACAAGACGGAGCAGCGAGUCGCAGAUCCGAAGUUUCUGAGUUAUCAGCCACCAACAUGUCCUCUUUGCCCAGUGUCUCGACAAUAUCCAUAGAUAAACAAGACCACCACGAACGAAGCCGCCCUUCUUCAUACCGCCGUGCCUCUUACCGGAAUUCACCUCCUAAACGGAAACAUGCACGGACAGGUUCAAAGGACACCGGAAGCAUCAAGACUUUACCUGGCAUCGACACCGCGCUUGCUACUCGAGCAGCUAGUUUGUCUCGCACACCGUCUCCCGACAAGAGCCCUCCCGCAUGGUCAGCGUCUAACCAAGCCCCAUCACCUUCGACACGUGAGAACCCACCGAACCCUGGUGAACCACGCGUCUCGGCAGUAAAGGGCCCGCGCAGUCAACCGGGGAAACCAGCAAAGAAUACCCAGCGUUCCUCAAUGCCUUUGGCAGAGAACCCGACAUCCCCACUGCCGUCGACGUCCUCGAAUUCCAGACCAAACAGCUUGAACCAAAACUCCCUGAAGUCAAACUCGACUUUGAACCGAGGCAAUAGCAACUCUACAAACAACACAUCGACAGCCAAUGACCAAGACGCAGCAGAGGGACUGGAAGUCGUCAGCGGACCCCAACCGACAAGGCCGCUCUCCCCAUCUUGCGGAGUGAACAAAACCCCUAGCAACCGAAGCGGCAACAUCGUGACCAUCUGGGAGGAUACCAAGCUCGACACCCGACUCGAACGAACACCAACCAAGAAUUCCUCUGCCUCAGCUCCAGGUGAAGCCAUCGAACUACAAGGCGACGUUUCCUUCAACCAAGUCGAGCGACACACGAGUACUGGAAAUAUUAAGGACACAGAGGACAAGGAUACCGAUAAUGAUAAGCUUUCUCGCACAGCCAGCCAAAAGUCGACCAAACCGGAACUCAUGACGCCGGUCAAGAAGACGGUUGGGUUGGGCAUUGGGGCGACGGCAGCGACUCCGGGGAGUUUGUAUGAUGGUGAUGGAUUUUUGAAGGAGUAG
Messenger RNA from Aspergillus chevalieri, 2502 nucleotides. RefSeq lists its product as uncharacterized. The record is from RefSeq and is a predicted model, not a curated record. Bases 1 to 2502 code for a protein of 833 amino acids. Lineage: Eukaryota; Fungi; Ascomycota; Eurotiomycetes; Eurotiales; Aspergillaceae. The transcript has a single exon.